ACAAAGAAAGGUUUGCAAGUCAGUCAUUCUUAGCCGCAAGAUUCGGAUUGGUUCACUCUUAUCUGCCACGUGUGUCCAGAGUAAGAUAUUGGUUGGCUCUCCCGCGCUCUUAUAAUAAACGAACUUUCCCUUUGGCUUUUUAUUACAGAAGAAAAACAUUUGCGGCCCUUCCCUCUCCAAACACUGCCAAACUAAAAGGAACGAGGCACACUGACUCACCUUCUACAAACUAAGGUGUUAAAUUGACGCUGCAUAGCGUCAGAAAUCCAUUGAGAAUCAAAAUUUUUUGAAGGAAAAGAUGGACUACAUGUAUGGACCAGGAAGGAACCAUCUGUUUGUUCCAGGGCCAGUUAAUAUUCCUGAACCAGUUAUCCGAGCAAUGAAUAGGAACAAUGAGGAUUACCGUUCUCCAGCUGUUCCUGCUCUCACCAAAACCCUUCUUGAAGAUGUCAAAAAGAUUUUCAAGACUACUACAGGAACUCCAUUUCUUUUCCCAACAACAGGUACUGGUGCCUGGGAGAGUGCACUUACCAACACUUUGUCACCUGGUGAUCGUACUAUAUCUUUCUUGAUUGGACAAUUCAGUUUGCUAUGGAUUGAUCAGCAGCAGCGCCUUGGCUUCAAUGUUGAUGUUGUUGAAAGUGAUUGGGGCCAAGGUGCCAACCUUGACAUUCUCGCAGAAAAACUUGCAGCAGAUACUGCACACACUAUUAAGGCUGUUUGCAUUGUCCACAAUGAGACAGCAACUGGAGUUACCAACAAUUUGGCUACAGUUAGAAGAAUUCUUGAUGACUACAGGCAUCCAGCUUUGUUUCUUGUUGAUGGAGUUUCAUCUAUAUGUGCUCUUGAUUUUCGUAUGGACGAAUGGGGUGUUGAUGUGGCUUUAACAGGUUCUCAGAAGGCUCUUUCUCUUCCUACUGGUAUUGGAAUUGUGUGCGCGAGCCCCAAAGCACUUGAAGCAUCUAAAACUGCGAGAUCAGUUAGGGUGUUCUUUGAUUGGAAUGACUACCUCAAGUUUUACAAACUUGGAACAUAUUGGCCAUACACUCCCUCCAUUCAAUUGCUUUAUGGACUUAGAGCAGCUCUUGAUCUUAUUUUUGAGGAAGGCCUUGACAAUGUCAUUGCAAGGCAUGCUCGUCUAGGGAAAGCAACAAGGCUUGCUGUGGAGGCAUGGGGCUUGAAGAACUGUACUCAAAAGGAAGAAUGGUUCAGUGACACAGUGACUGCUGUCCUCGUUCCUCCGUCCAUUGACAGUGCAGAAAUUGUUAGAAGAGGAUGGAAAAGAUACAAUUUGAGCUUAGGUCUGGGUCUUAACAAAGUAGCUGGGAAGGUUUUCAGAAUAGGCCAUCUUGGAAACCUGAAUGAGCUGCAACUGCUGGGUUGUCUGGCUGGAGUGGAGAUGCUACUGAGAGAUGUUGGUUACCCAGUGAAGCUAGGAAGUGGAGUAGCAGCAGCCUCUGCUUUCCUGCAGAACAACACUCCUCUAAUCCCUUCCAGGAUUUAGUAAUUCAUAUGCAGUUAAUUCUUUUCCUUGAGAGAACUUUGUAAAAAGAUAUGCUUAAUUUCCUUAUUUGUGCUCAUACUGUUUCAGUGAUCAAACGAUGAUGUCCUAUGUAAAUCUUUGCUUUUUUUAGUUUACUUCUUGUGCCUCAAACACCUUCUCAACACAAUCUAAUGCUUUGGAUAA
Messenger RNA from Jatropha curcas, 1687 nucleotides. RefSeq names its product alanine:glyoxylate aminotransferase (gene AGT). Gene Ontology annotation, cellular component: peroxisome. The record is from RefSeq and is a predicted model, not a curated record. Lineage: Eukaryota; Viridiplantae; Streptophyta; Magnoliopsida; Malpighiales; Euphorbiaceae. Gene Ontology annotation, molecular function: L-alanine:glyoxylate transaminase activity; L-serine:pyruvate transaminase activity.